Molecule: messenger RNA, 2646 nt
Organism: Auxenochlorella protothecoides
Lineage: Eukaryota; Viridiplantae; Chlorophyta; Trebouxiophyceae; Chlorellales; Chlorellaceae
Exons: 19
Coding region: 1-2646 (881 amino acids)
Biological process (GO): regulation of exocytosis
Cellular component (GO): cytoplasm; plasma membrane
Molecular function (GO): GTPase activator activity; myosin II binding; syntaxin binding
Source: RefSeq, a predicted model, not a curated record
AUGAAAGGCACAGCUCGACACCUGCAGCGGGCUCUGCAGCAGGCCUCGGCCCCCUUGCGAGAGUCCCAGGCACUGCCCCCCGACACCCUGACACGGCAGAGCAUGGCCAUCCGCCAGGCGGGGGGCACCGGGUUUCCGGCCAGUGCCGACAGCCUGGCCUAUGACUCCAGUCAGUCCCUGCUCGUGGUGGGCACCAGCGACGGCAGGAUCAAGCUGAUCGGGGCCCUGGGUGUGGAAGCUGUCCUGCAAACGCCGUCGCAGUCUCCCACCUCCUACCUGGCUUUCCUGGCCAACAGGGGCGCCAUCCUCCGCGUCACCCAGCUGGGCGACAUCCAACUGUUCAGCAUAGACUCCUUCAAGCUUGUAGCUUCCACGUGGCUGCAGGGCGAUGCCAUUACGGCAGUCACACCCCUGCCCUCAGCCCCAUACCUGCUCAUAGUAACACCCAGUCAAACGGGCGGCAGAGGCCCUGUUGUGGCCCUGGCCACCGCUGCGCACGUGCCGGGCCUGCCGCUGCUCCUCCUCGUGUACCGCGACUCCGGGGCUGUGGUCUGGGACAUCAGGGCUCAGCGCGUGCUGUGCGCUGGUGGGGACCCCGGGGACAAGGAGGUGCUGCCCACCGCGGCCUGCUGGCUCGGGGACCAGGCCGACGGAUUCGUGAUGGGCUACGAUAACGGCGCCAUCGCAGUGCACGCCCUGACCUCGGGUGCCUGGGCGAGGGGCACCCAGGCAGGCGCUGCGCCCCCGUCGACGGAGGUCGUGGCACACCUGUGCAAGGGCAGCCACCGCUCUGGCCCCAUCCUCUCCCUGGCGCUGGUGCUCGGCCUGGAGGACCUGGGCCCCUGCCUGCUGGUGCGAGGCGGGCAGGACAUGGGCGAGCCCGACAUGCUUUCCUUCCUGCCCCUGCAGCGCAGCCGGGGCCCCGCCAAGCUGGUCCCCUGGUUCGGCGCGGUCCAGGGCCACGCCCUGGUGCCCCGCCUGGGGUCGCUGGCCCGUGAUCCAGAGGCCCCGCUGUCCCUCCUGGUCCUCACGGAGGGCGGGCAGCUGGUGGUGCACGACCUCGCCACCUGGCAGCCCAUGCCGCUCACCCUGCCGUUCCAGGAGCUGCCGCCCGUCACGGUGAGCCUGCUGGUGCCGACCCUGGGUCCCUCCCACACACACGGGCUGACCCUGGAGGCGGUGCGUGGGUGCAGCAGGCGGCACGCGGGUGGCGGCGCGGCCUUCGCCCCGGGGCCAGGAGACUGGCCGUUCACGGGGGGCCGGGCGGCGCUUUUGGACCCCGGCGCCGCGGCCGCAGGGGCACACCCGGCCGGACUGCUACUGACCGGGCACAGAGACGGUCGGGUCAGGGUCUGGGAUGCUGUCGCACAGGUGCCGGAGCUGCUGAUGACGGUGCCAGCCUCCUCUGGGGCCGAGCGCCUGCACGCCGUCACCGCCAUCGAGGCCUGGCCCGAGGCUGGGCUGGUGGCCGUCGGGUACGCCGGCGGAAAGGUGCACAUCUUCCAGUUCUGCCCCACCUCCCGCGUGACCAACCGGGUGAACCUGGAUGAAUCAGGCGUGCCCUACAGCCAUGUGUCUCAUCAGCCCCCUGGCUUCCAGUACAUCCUGCGGUACAGCCGCCACACCAGCGACAUCGCGCUGCUGGCCCUGGUCAGGGCCGAGGCCCGGCUCGCGGUGGUGGACGCCGCAGGCCUCGUCUCGCACCUGGACAUCUCUGUCCCCGCGCAGGGCGGCGAGCUCGCCGCCUCGCCGCUGGGGCCCCUGUCCCACCUCCUCCCCUUUUUCGAGCUCGGAGCGGAACACAGGGCGCUGCGGUACUUGGCGGUGGCACGCGACGGCGCGCUGUGCCUGCUGGGCCCUCACCCCAGCAGCCCCAUGCUCGCCGGCCCUCUGCGCCCCAAGUCCGAGGCCCGCCCCCUCAUGGCCACCCUCCUGGGUGUCGACGGCCGCAUCCUCCGCGAGCAGGUCCGCGCGGUCGCGGACGCGGGGCCUCCAGACGAGCUGCCGCCCGCCGAGGCGCCGGGCUUCAUCGUCGUCUGCACCGAGCACCACCUGCGCCUCUAUGCCUUUGGCACGCUGGUGGAGGGCGCCAGCCGUGCCACGCUGCGCAAGGUGGCCUUUGCCAGCCCCGCGUACUGGGCAGGGGCGGCGGGGGGCGGCGGGGUCAGGGGCACUGCGCUGGACGUGGUGGAGGGCGCCUCCCGCCUGCCCAUGGGCGUUCUCAAGGAGCUGGACCGCGCGCGCGUGGCCGGCGUGUCCUCGCUCCAACGCCUGACCAUGCCGGGGUCAAGCGGCGCGCAACCCGACGCCACGAGCACGCUGCCCAGCGUGGAGGACCUGUUUGGCGCCGAGUCCAAGUCCGAGUCCGAGGAGAGCAUCGACCUGGACUACCUGCCCGACGAAGUGGAGCCCGGGGCAUCGGCAACAGGGCACAGCCUGGGAGCCGUCAAGCCGGUGGCAGAGGUCGGGGUCGACGGCGUGGCCGGGGUGAUGGCCGAGAACAUGCAGCGCCUGGGGGAGCGCGGCGAGAAGCUGUCCAGGCUGGAGGACAGGACGGCGGAGCUGGAGGAUGACGCCGGCAACUUUGCCUCUCUGGCCAAGCAGCUCGCCGAUGGCUACUCCAAUCGCAAGUGGUGGCAGAUGUGA